AUGUUUCCUUUCGGUCUUGAUAUCAACGAGCCGCGAUUCCAAUCCCCACCACUUUCCUCUAAUCCAGCCAUCUCCGGAGCUCCCGACCUCACCCUCACCUCCGCCAUGUCCUUCACCACCCAGGCCGCAGCCCGCUGCGCCAGACAGCUCUCCGGCUCCGUCCGCCCGUCCUCCCUGCGCAUCGCGACCUCCGCAUACCUCACAACCCGUCGCACACCCAGCAGCCGGCGCAGUGAAUCCACCCAGGCCGCUGCUACGAACCCGAAGAUCUCCCAGAUUGUCGACCAGAUCAGCACAUUGACUCUGCUGGAGACUGCCGAUUUGGUUGCUAGCUUGAAGACCCGCCUCAACAUCCCCGAUCUCCCAGUCGGCGGCUUCGCCGUUGCCGGCGGUGCCCCCGGAGCGGCCGCUCCCGUCGCCGAGGAGGAGGAGGCUGCCCCUGCUGCCGCGGAGAAGACACUGUUCAACAUCAAGCUCGAGUCUUUCGAGGCUACCUCCAAGCCCAAGGUGAUCAAGGAGAUCAAGACCAUGCUCGGUCUGUCGUUGGUUGACAGCAAGAAGUUUGUCGAGUCUGCGCCUAAGGUGCUGAAGGAGUCUGUGCCCAAGGAGGAGGCGGAGAAGAUUGUUGAGACGCUUAAGGCGCUUGGUGCUAAGGCUGUUCUGGAGUAG
Molecule: messenger RNA, 669 nt
Organism: Penicillium bovifimosum
Lineage: Eukaryota; Fungi; Ascomycota; Eurotiomycetes; Eurotiales; Aspergillaceae
Product: mitochondrial 54S ribosomal bL12m domain-containing protein
Exons: 2
Coding region: 1-669 (222 amino acids)
Biological process (GO): translation
Cellular component (GO): ribosome
Molecular function (GO): structural constituent of ribosome
Source: RefSeq, a predicted model, not a curated record